AUGUGCGCUUUCGCUGAUAGAUCCAUCACGUCGACAUCAAUCCGUAUGCGCGUCAAUAGGGAUGCGAGAGGGAUUAAUAAGAUAAGUUCCACAACAUUCGUCCCUACGUCCAUGGCUGCACUCUUGGUGACGACGAUCGAUAGCUUCUCGUUUCCAACGCAUGGAGAGGAAAAUCCGAGAACACCCGGAAAAGGACGAGACACGCAAGAAGAAUCCAGGAUCCCGUCCGAUCGACUAUCCAUAGUAGAGGGCGGGACGAUGUCCGCGCGGAUCAAGUUCAAAAGGUUGAGUACUUUACAAGCCUGGCGUGAAACGAACGAGAAUAAUCGGAUGUGGUUCACGCAGGAUAGUUCGUGGGAGCGCAGUGCUCAGUGUCGCUGGGUAUUCCUCAAAGGAGCUGCUUCUGCAAAAAUAUCGGAAAUAACCCUUAGGAGAGAAGCAACGACUCGAACAAACACAAAACAGAAAACAAUCGUCGUGACUGUCAGUAUCGCUGCUGAUGCUCAAGUUAGAGAUCUUGCAGCUGCUGCGCUUGCGUGGAAGAUGGUGGCGGUACAACUGGGAGUGGCGAAAGAAAAGUCGAAAGGAACGCAAAUGCUCGGCGGCGGCCCGGUGACGAGCUGUCUCUUCUCAUCACACAACAUGACCGCAACAUUCGAUCCCCUCUCUAGAUCCGAUGGCGCAGAGGCAACAGCAGAGAAAAACGAUGCAUUCCUUUCCCCUCCAUGUCGUACUGCACGUGCUCCUCGCUCGCGGCACUGGCAGACAGCCCCGAGGUCCACCAUCGGAUCGAUGCGGGAUUAG
This is a messenger RNA of Heterobasidion irregulare TC 32-1, 804 nucleotides long. RefSeq lists its product as uncharacterized. The record is from RefSeq and is a predicted model, not a curated record. The transcript is spliced from 6 exons. The coding region runs from base 1 to 804 and encodes 267 amino acids. NCBI's taxonomy places the organism in Eukaryota, Fungi, Basidiomycota, Agaricomycetes, Russulales, Bondarzewiaceae.